UAACCGCGUCUUAAGAAACAGAGGUAGAAACGUGCUCUGAAAAGAUAAGUGAUGCAUCUAACUUCAGCAAAGCCUCCUUCUGGUGUAUCUGAAGAUGCUGCAAUGGCUUGUUUAUGUUGGCGUAUGUUCCAAAUCAUUCGCACUUUGUUUUGAGAGCCAAACAUGUGGCCCACAUUAUUUUGGGUUGCAAACCACAGGCACCCAUAAAUGCUCAAAAGAAGCUAAAUGGGCAGAGAACAAUGAGUUCUUUAAUGGAUCUAGACACCCCUCCUCUUAAAUCCAAGACUUCAAAGUCAGUUUCAGCUGUCCUGGAUUGUCCCUUGCUUGUAAAGAGCCUGACCUUUUCUGCUUGUUUGUUACAUUCUCAAGAUGAAGCCCCCGGUGUUUACAGCAGUGCUGGUAGUACUGGUGCAGGUUUCUCAUGGUUUCCCUGCCUUGUACCAUCGAGGCUGGUGGAGGCUCUUAAGGGAAGGAGAUGAUUGCGGAAAAUGUGAGUUGGCACUUUGCUCUGAGCCUAAAGACUGUCCAGCCGGGACUGUAUUGGACCGUUGUGGCUGCUGCCCUGAAUGUGGAAACGUGGAAGGUCAGAUCUGUGACUUGGACCAGCGUAAUCAUUUUUAUGGGCAAUGCGGGGACAACCUCGAGUGCAGGUUGGAUGCUGAUGAAGCCAGGUUUGGGGAAGUCCCUGAACCUCAGUGUGUGUGCAAGUCUCAAGAGAGCAUCUGCGGACCUGAAGGGAAAACCUAUGAGAAUAUCUGUCAAUUCAACAAGGCUUAUGCAACUAAGAGGAAUAUCAGCAUGAAACAUAAAGGACCCUGUGAAUCAGCUCCUGUGAUUUCUGUGCCACCCCAGGAUGUCCAGAAUUUCACAGGCAAUGAUGUCAUUUUUGGCUGCGAGGUGUCAGCCUAUCCUAUGCCACACCUUGAAUGGAAAAAAAAGGGGAAUAAAAUGUUUCUGCCAGGAGAUGAUGCCCAUAUCUCAGUACAGGCAAGAGGUGGACCUCAGAAGUAUGGCGUGACAGGCUGGCUGCAGAUUCAAGGCCUCAGAAAAUCAGAUGAAGGCGUCUACAUCUGCCAUACCAAAAAUAAGUAUGGUGCAACAUAUGCCUCUGCAAGAUUGAAAGUCAUUGAUGGUUCACCUUCGGCAUUUGCAUUUACUGCUGGUAGUAGAAGUGCAAGCUAUGACACUGACUACUACGGGGACUACUAUGACCAUUCAGAUGAUGAGGAUGAAGAAGAAUAUGAAUCUGGGGACUAUGAAAAUUGAAACUACUCUGAAUAAUAAUUUUUAUACAUAUAUUGUCCAAUACUUUUCACAAUGUUAUAUUUACUAGUGUUCUCUGUGCUGGCAAUGGCUCCCCUGAUAACACACACACUCACUCGUGUAUCCCACCUGCCUGGAGUUCAGCUUUGGCUGAAGUGUAUCAUGUUACUUACUAGAAAUAAGACCAGUUGUAAGUUCAUACAUUUAAACUGUUCAAUAAAAUUCUCAAAUGUGUACUUGCCUAUUGAGUAUCCUGAAAGGAUCAAAAUUUGUAUUAUUUUUAAAUGUCUAUCAUUCUACAAUUUCUUUAAAUCAUUCUAAUUUGUCUACCAAAAAUGUCAUUAAACAAAAUUUUCACUAUUUAUCAAUUUCUAUUUUUUUAAUGUACUGAGAAAUAUCAAGAGGCUGUUCACAUGGCAACAAGCCUAGGUCUGAAGAUUGAAAAGAGUCUUUAAUCUUCUUAGUUCUUAUUUUCUCGUAAGUUUCAGCAAGAUUUUUCUUCUCAUUUGAAGUUUUCCUUAUUUAGUCUCACCAUGGGUGAGACUUAUCUUUUGGGGGGCUAUUUUGUUUACCUUUAAUAGAAACUUGAAUCACAAUCUUAAGCAAGUGAAUGCUGUUUUACUUGCAGUACCCAGAAAAGAUUUCUUGUGCAUCCAAGCAGACGAGCACACCCUUUGACUUCUUUUUAUAACAGUUCUUGAGCUACUCCUACCAGCAUCAGCUCCCUCCCACUGGCCUAGGCAACAGUUCAAGAUUUGGGUUUGCUAUUUAUGUUCUGAAGAGGGGGGAAUGACUGCAGUUUAUGGAAGAUGGCUGUUCCAGAGCUCGGUGUAUACCUUUCAAACUACUACAUAACUGAAAAGAUUAGUAAGCUAUAAUUAGGAAUAUGAAUGACUACAGAUUCAACUACUGAUUUUGCUGCUUUGGGCUCUUUCUGGUCUUCUUAGUGUUACGUAUAAUAAGGUUUUUUUGUUUGUUCACUAUCUGUUUGAACAUAAAAUUGUCUGAUAGGAAUCAGUCUAUUUUUAAGUGGGUAUUUUUUGUUAUAACUAUUUAAUCUGCAGUCAUACAUUCAAGAUCAAUUGCAACCUGUGUUGCAAAUGAAUGAACUGGAUUACUAAACCACUCACUAAAUUGUGGCAAUGUUUAUUGGCAUAGACUUGAACAUGGCACAGAAAAUAAUCUCGAAAUCAUUAGUCAUAGAAAUAAAUUAGAAUUCUUCAGGGCCUUCUGCAAUUGCUAAUGUAAUGUGAAACAAACAAACAAACAAACAAACAAUAGUUGAAUGAGAAAAUGUGUAUCAAAACUGUAUCAAAUACUAGACUACGACUGUUUGGCCUGAUGAACUAUGUGUAUUUAAAAAAAAAAACAACAAAAAAAAAAACACUAACAUUUACAG
Oxyura jamaicensis (ruddy duck) is the source of this 2662-nucleotide messenger RNA. RefSeq names its product kazal-type serine protease inhibitor domain-containing protein 1-like. Bases 370 to 1266 code for a protein of 298 amino acids. The transcript is spliced from 5 exons. Lineage: Eukaryota; Metazoa; Chordata; Aves; Anseriformes; Anatidae. Gene Ontology annotation, molecular function: insulin-like growth factor binding. Gene Ontology annotation, cellular component: extracellular region. Gene Ontology annotation, biological process: regulation of signal transduction; regulation of cell growth. The record is from RefSeq and is a predicted model, not a curated record.